GUUAAACAACGAUGGGACUUUUUAAGUUGGAAUCGGAGAUCCUUUUAAUUUUAAUUAAUUAAUUGGGUGUUUAAAAAUACCAAAGUAUCCUUUGGAAAAAACUGAUGGACUGGGUUCUCAAGGAGAAUCUCCAUAUAUUAUUUGGAGGAAGGAGGAUAGGGGUUCAAGUCAUACAAAAAGAAAAGAAUACAAACUAGGAAGAAGAAAAAAGCUUGAACUCUCUUUGGAUCUUGGAUGGAUUGCUCCUUCCUUAACUCCUCCAAGGUGAUCAAAAUUAGGAAAGAGCAUGAGACAUCGUGAACACAUACAUUCAAAAGAGACUAUGAACCGUCUCGCGGUGCCUUAAGACUGUUUGGUUAUGGAGUGUGGUGGUAAUUUCUCCAACCAAUAUGUGAAAGGCGUUGGGGCCUGGCUGUCACCUGUCCACAACCACUAUAACUAGAGGCACGUCCAAGUAGCUGGUCAAGAAGUCGAGCAACUUCUACAACUCUGUCUCAUCAACCAUCAUCACGAAACCCUAACUUCCAAAUUGGUACUUCUUUUCAAAUCCUUGAGUACCAUAUUGUGAGUGCAGGAGAGAACGUCUCCAUUCAUUGAGCCUCACAACUCCGUCUCAUCGACAAUCGUCACGACACCCUAACUCCGAAAUUGGUACUUCUUUUUCAAAUCCUUGACGGCCUUAUUGAGAGUGCAGGAGAGAACGUCUCAUUCAUUGUGCCUCUCAACCCUCAUUCCAAAAAUGAGAAACCACUUAACCUUCAAACUAGGUAUGAAAAAACAAUCCAAAUGCCACUAGCCAUGUGUUAGAAACCCAAUUUCUGUGGGUUUCUCUAUUUAUUUAUGGUAGGAUAAUUAUCGUUAUGGUUAGUAGAGAUUUAGUCGAAUUAGGUUAUUUGUUAGGGUUUACCGGUAUUUUUCUAUAAAUAUGUAAGUUGGCUUUCAUUAUGGAUCAGUUAAGAAGAAUAUUAAGAAUAAUUUCCAACCCUAAUCUCUCCCAAAACCCUCUCAAAUCUUAUCUAUCUCUCUCCCAAAGGCUUCGGCCUGUUCUCCUCAAUUCUCCCCAAUUUUGUUCUUCAAUCCCUAAAUCUCAAAUUCUACUAUCUAAAUCCCUAAUUCCUAUCCCCAAUUCCCUAAAUCCUUAUUCGUACGAGUAACACGGGUGUCGAAGAUCAUCCCUAGAAGCCCUAAGAAGCGGGUUUCUUACAGUGGUAUCAGAGCCCGGUUGCAGGCACUCUUACUAGAGCCAUGUCGAGAUUUGAAGGGAUCUCACAUAGAGAACUCACCAGGGUUCUUAGAAUGAAGUUGGAGACUGCGAGAGUAGAGAUGAGUCCAACCCCACCUCCAACUGCAGCAGUAAUCGAAGCAGUGGUUGUUGAAAUGUAUUUUGAAGAAUGGUUGGAACAACCGGCGUUCCCAAUCGAGUUCGAGCAAGGAUAAACCGCCGCCGCCGCUGUGAAGACCAAGAAAGAAGCUUCUGUAGCGGUUGCCUCUUAUGCAACACCACCGACACCAUCAUCACUACAUGUUCCUCUAUCCGACGCAGAUAGCAAGAACAACAAUCUGCUGCAGCACUUGAAACCGCCAAGGAAAGAAGAGCCAUUACUAAUGCUCGAAACCGCCAGUGCUGUUAUCACCCCUCCGCCAUUGUCGAAGGCCGCAGUCGUAGCCAUGACAUUGUCAAUCAAUUCGGCGUAAGGUGAGGAGAAAAGCUACCUCGAGUUCUAUGGAGAUAGAGGUUCACGAGAACAGGUGAGGAAAAAAAUGAAUUCGGCGGAACAGUCGAUGUUCCCACGCCAAUUUACGGUGUCCUGGAAAUUCAGGAAAAGGAAACGAGAGCUAUGGUCUGGGUGUGCAAAGUUUCCCAACUCCUCAUCAACCGAGCAAGCUGCUAUCGAUGGUAAGGUUUAUAGCAGGGAGAAACGCGGUGGCGGGAAGAUCUCCUGUGGCGCUGAAAUCGACGCCAUCUCCAGGCUGGUAGUUGAUCGCUGGGAGUACAAGGCUGGCCAGACUUAGGUCGCCGAUCACCAAUCUGGUGAGCUACUCGUCGGCGGGGCAAGGAAGAAAGGAAGCGGAGUCCG
This is a messenger RNA of Linum trigynum, 2078 nucleotides long. NCBI's taxonomy places the organism in Eukaryota, Viridiplantae, Streptophyta, Magnoliopsida, Malpighiales, Linaceae. The record is from the annotation of a GenBank genome assembly.